AUGGGAGGACACUGGGGAAAUAGGUUCAGUAUUAUUUUGAGGAGUAUACCGCCCGAGCACCAAAGUGUUCUGGACAGUCGUUUGAAAGAAUUAGAAGAAAAUGGAUUUAUAAAUUUUUUUUUGGUACAGUGUUUACUUGUCUGUUUUCACUUGAAGGUUUCUUGUGGUGGAAUUGCUUUUUAUCCAGGGAUGCAACGUUUCGGUUCCUGCGGUACAAGUACAGCCGAGGUGGGUAAACAUAUAUUGAAAAGGAAUUGGGAAGCUGCUGUGGCGCUCAUUCUCAGCAAUGAUAAUCUACCUGGUGAGGUUCUUUUUGCUGGUACUCUGUAG
Molecule: messenger RNA, 330 nt
Organism: Cooperia oncophora
Lineage: Eukaryota; Metazoa; Nematoda; Chromadorea; Rhabditida; Trichostrongylidae
Source: the annotation of a GenBank genome assembly